UUCAAAACUUUUGAGUUACCGGCUACAUUUCGUUACGGUUGUUUGACGAGUACGUUGAUAAAUAUACAAAAUUUUUUUAAUUGAAACGAUUGAUUUAAAAGUAAAUAAGAUGGACUCUUUGCUUAUUACGGCCACUCUCAUUUUGGGUUUAUUGGGGCUUUUGUAUGGAUUUUUAAUAAGCAACAUUGGAGGGUGGAAGAAGAAAGGCGUGCCGGAAGCUAAAUCUUAUCCGGGCAUCGGAACAUUCCCAGCAACAUUCACCCAAAGCCGGCAUUUUAUUUACGAUGUGGAUGAAGUGUACAGGCAAUUCCGGAAUAAGAACAAAUAUGUUGGCGUUUAUUCAGGGCGUGCGCCACAGUUUUUAAUCUUAGAUCCAGAACUUGCUCACAAGAUAUAUGUAAAUGAUUUCAACAGUUUCCACGAUAAUGAAUUUGGAGAAUAUAUUGAUGAAAAAUCUGACUUGAUAUCUGCUAAUAACCCCUUUUUCCUAAGAGGUGAAGAAUGGAAGGAACGACGCACUGAAAUGAUACCAGGCAUGACCCCAAAUAGAAUUAAAAGUGCAUAUCCCGUAACUUUGGAUGUGUGCAAACGUUUGUCAGAUUAUAUAAAUCAAAAGACUAAACUUCCCCCUCAGGAUGGUUUGGAUAUGUAUGAACUUUGUCUUAAGUACACAACAGAAGUGGUGAGUGAUUGUGUUUUGGGAAUAAACGCUGCUAGUAUCUCAGACAAUCCCUCACAUUUAGUGCAACAAGUACAAGACCUCUUUAGACCAUCAACCUCCUUGAUUCUGCAACAGAUUGCAAUAUCUCUUCUGCCCUGUACAAAACACAUCUGGAAAAUGACAUUCUUCAAUAAAUCAGUAACGAAAUACUUUUUCGAUUUAAUGGAAAAUGCCAUUGAAAUGAGACGCAAGCACAGCAACAAUCGCGUAGAUUUCUUAAAUUUUUUGUUGCAUCUGCAGGAAAAGAAGAAGUUGCCCAGCAAAAUUAUGGGCGCAAAUAUUAUGACAUUCCUAACUGAUGGUUUUUUCACUACUGCUCAAACUGUUGCACAUUGUUUGCUGUAUUUGGCACGAAAUCCCAAAAUCCAAGAGAAGUUGCGAGAAGAAAUACUGAAUAAUAUUAACGAAGACGGUAUAGUGACAUUUGAAAGUCUUUCCGAGAUGCCUUAUUUAAAUGCAUGUUUUAACGAAGCCAUUCGUAUCUUGCCACCACUGCCAAUGAAUACCAAACUCUGCACCAAACCUUAUGAGUUUGUAAACAGUGACGGUCGAUCGUACAAAAUGAAAAAGGGAGAAGUUGUCGUUAUUAUUCCGUACAGCUAUCAUCACGACGAACGAUAUUUUGAAGAGCCUGAAAAGUUUAAGCCCGAACGAUUUUUGGGGGAUAAAAGCCUUAAGGAAUACAGAGAGGAAGGCAAAUAUUUGGGUUUUGGUGAUGGACCACGCAUAUGCAUGGGUAUGCGAUUUGCUUUAACUCAAGGGAAAGCGGCUAUUGUAGAGCUGGUGCGUCACUUCCAUCUCAAAGUGAAUCCUAAAACUCGUAAUGACAAUGUUUUGGAUAAGAAGGAAUUUUUGACUCGCCUGGAUGGUGGUAUAUGGUUGGAUUUUGAGGCAAUAAAGUAAUCAACACUCUAAUCUCUCGAGAAACAAAGGAUGGGCGAGCGGGAUAAAGGUUUAAAUUCAGAAUCAUUAAUAAUUCAAAUAACUGUACUGUGUGUUUAUAAUAAAGAAAAAUAGGAUGGCAGA
Molecule: messenger RNA, 1747 nt
Organism: Stomoxys calcitrans (stable fly)
Lineage: Eukaryota; Metazoa; Arthropoda; Insecta; Diptera; Muscidae
Product: probable cytochrome P450 28d1
Exons: 8
Coding region: 110-1624 (504 amino acids)
Molecular function (GO): iron ion binding; oxidoreductase activity, acting on paired donors, with incorporation or reduction of molecular oxygen; heme binding
Source: RefSeq, a predicted model, not a curated record